AUGUUGUCGGUUUUUGAGAAGUAUAUUUUGUUGUCCGUUUCUUUUGUGGCGUUGAGUACCGGUAUUUUUAUUGCUAAAGAAGAAUGUCCCCAAAACGAAGAGUUCCUGCUCUGCGGGUCAGCGUGCCCCUUCAAUUGCUCCAACCCUGAGGGUCCCGUCAUAUGCUCCGAGGAUUGUAUUGAAGGUUGCUUCUGUAAAGCUGGCUAUUUGAGGAACGAUAAUGGCACUUGUGUUACUACUGAUCAGUGUGUUGAACCAUGCCUAAACGACAACGAAACAUAUGACCUCUGCAACGGGCAAUGCGAGCCUUCAUGCGACGACCCCGAGCCAAUAUGCACUCGCCUAUGCAAGGGCGGUUGCAUAUGCUCCCCAGGACUUCUGCGAGAUGCAAAUGGAGAAUGCGUCAGUGUUGAUAAAUGCGCAAAUAAUACUGAUGUCAGUGUGCUGUCUAGAUAUAUGAAUGUUAUUAAUAAGAUUUUACAAGUGUGA
This is a messenger RNA of Helicoverpa armigera (cotton bollworm), 489 nucleotides long. Its product is annotated as inducible metalloproteinase inhibitor protein. The transcript has 3 exons. Bases 1 to 489 code for a protein of 162 amino acids. The record is from RefSeq and is a predicted model, not a curated record. NCBI's taxonomy places the organism in Eukaryota, Metazoa, Arthropoda, Insecta, Lepidoptera, Noctuidae.